AUGACGACCCGCUGCCUUCCUGCGCUGCCGGACGGCGGCCGAAAAGCCAACGUGGAGACCAGAAUAAGAGGAGUUUUUGUCACGCAGUCGGAGGAGAACAGUUACAGGAAGGAAGGACAUGGGAGCCACACACCUGCAGGAACACAGACUUGGAGCAGAUUUCGAGGAACAGGAGUGCACACUUUGCAAAAGAGCCUGGUCCUGAAGAAGCAGGCCGAGCUGGACGAGGUGGACAAGCGACUGGCGCUCAGACGGCAGGAGUUUGAGGAGAACGUGGAGGCUCUGGCUCACAGAAGGUCCGAGCUGGAGGAAAAACAACAGCAGACUAAAGAAAAGGUGAUGAAAUUCGAGAAGUUUGUGGCUGAAAACGAAGCGAAGCGACGUCGAAUGCUGAAGACGUGUGAAGCGACGCGGGAGCAGAACGCUUUGAAACGGACGGAGAUCGAAGAUUUGACCAAACAGCUGAAGCAGCUUCGAGCCCGGAAGCAAGUUUUAAAGGAGAGAAUGACAAAAUACAAAAUGUACGAGGACUACUUGAUGAAAACGCUCGAAAACUUCCCAGGCAGUUACCUUGAUAACGGCUCUGAAUCUCUGGUCAUGCCCAUCAUCCGGCGCCACGAGGCCCUGUCCAUCACCUAUCAGGAGCUGCUGCAGCGUCUGGGCCGUAUGGAGGAGCAGGUGGAGCAGGGCCACCGACAGCUGCGGAGCAUGAAGCAGGAGCACAGCAUAAGGAAGCUGAUGGCCAGCAAAGAAGUGUCUGAACUCCAGAGCGAGUUAGAAACCCUGACAGAGAAGAACAAGCAGGCAGAGGUCAACUUCCUGAUGGAGCAGAGUCUGUCCAGGGAGAAGGUGAAGGAGGACGGCAGAUUACUGAUGGCCGUCAACAACCUGGCAGAGCAGUGUUACCUCCCAGCAUACGGCCCGCUGGAGAGCAUGAACGUGUUGACGGUGAUGGACAUGGUGAAGGAGUUCAUUCUGGACAAGGCCGACACGGAGAGGAGGGUGAGGAGGCUGAUGGAGUCGGGCUCCGCCACGACGAGCACGACGGCCGCGACGGACAAAAAGGGAAGAGGAUCUCUGAAAAGCAUCGGGAGCAAAACGCAGAUCAAAAGCUCGAGCAAAGUCAGCAGGAAGAGCGAGACGCUGAGCUGAUGCUGUGGUUUCAGGAUGUAUCAGAGAAACUUAGGAUGGUUGAGUCUUGAUGCUGGAAGGAGAAAAAAUGACGACAAUUUAGCAGAUGUUUUCUGUUUAAGUAAAUUUUUAGAUAUAUUUGAUUGUUCUUAUAGCGAAUUCUCAGUGUUGGAAGCAGCUAUGCACCAAUUAUUGCACUUUAGAUGAGAUAUAUAGCCACUGAAAUGAAAACAACAGUUUCAAAUGAAGAACUUUGCAAAUGUUUGUCACUGAAAUCUAAUCAUUGUUUCCUUUUAAAAUAAAAUGAUCACAAUUAAA
Molecule: messenger RNA, 1449 nt
Organism: Stegastes partitus (bicolor damselfish)
Lineage: Eukaryota; Metazoa; Chordata; Actinopteri; Pomacentridae
Gene: ccdc197
Product: coiled-coil domain containing 197
Exons: 9
Coding region: 1-1152 (383 amino acids)
Source: RefSeq, a predicted model, not a curated record